Molecule: messenger RNA, 449 nt
Organism: Drosophila navojoa
Lineage: Eukaryota; Metazoa; Arthropoda; Insecta; Diptera; Drosophilidae
Biological process (GO): Ras protein signal transduction
Cellular component (GO): plasma membrane
Molecular function (GO): guanyl-nucleotide exchange factor activity
Source: RefSeq, a predicted model, not a curated record
UUCUGUUCUCAUUUUUAUUGUCGUCACGUCUGUUUAUGCGGCCUCACGAGCUGCUCGGCAAACUGCUGGCCUCGGUGACCGAGGGCAAGUGUUUGGAGACAUUGGUCGCCCUGUUGGCCGAGUGGACGCAGAAGUUCCCAUACGAUUAUCGUGACGAGCGCAUGAUGAAUCAUGUAAAACAUAUCGUUGCUAGAUGUUCCAAUUCACAUUUAGAAGCCAUAGUCUCCCAAGUACUAAGUGCCUUACUUCAACGUUUGACUGAUUUAGAGCAGCACGAGGCCGAUCUGCGUGCCUGCCAGACCAACAGUGACAAGGUCGUUGCACCACUCAACUGCCCCACAGCCACUCAAUAUGCACAAAUAUUGUGCCGACUGGAAAAGAAGCUGGCCAAGCACAUUGGCCCAGAGGAGUUUGUGCAGUGCAGCAGCAUGGUGCUGUUGGACAAGCAG